Molecule: messenger RNA, 1275 nt
Organism: Colletotrichum spaethianum
Lineage: Eukaryota; Fungi; Ascomycota; Sordariomycetes; Glomerellales; Glomerellaceae
Exons: 2
Coding region: 1-1275 (424 amino acids)
Cellular component (GO): mitochondrion
Source: RefSeq, a predicted model, not a curated record
AUGCAGCCCGCACGAUUGACCUUUCUCUACCCGCACCUGUUCCGGACGAUACGCGUCGCCGAGGGCGCCGCCGCCGCCGCCGCGAGCGCCUCGAGACCGCAGCCAUCAUCAUGCCGUAGGCGAGCGGCCGCCGAGGUUCGGCGAAGGGGGUACGCUGCGUUCGCCCCGACGCCGGGAGCGCAGCAGUCCGGGUUCGCGCCGCGGCACGGCAAGGGCAUCGAGCCCGUGACGAGGGAGGACGGCAGCGUGAGGAACAUGGCGCCGGCGCCGGACAUGAUGGAGACGAGCGCCGGACAGGCGGCGGUGGGGGCGUCCAAGGGGGACGCCGACGACGGGCUGGACCCGCAGAGCCCGACGACGGCAGCCGCGGCGCCGCCGCAGGCGACAACACCGGGGGAGGCGGACGAGGCGGACGAGGCCAAGGCCGCGAAGCAGGAGGCGAGGGACCAGGCCAAGAAGAGCGGGCCGCUCGAGGCGAUCCUGCACAUGGGCCCGCCCGAGGAGGUCGCCAAGCAGCACCCGCACAUGGCGCCGCCGCCGUACGUGCACCACUUUGACAGCUACUCGCUCGUCAAGGACCUCGAGAGCGGCGGGUACAGCAAGGAGCAGGCCAUUACGCUGAUGAAGGCGAUCCGCGCCAUCCUUGCGCAGAACCUGGACGUCGCGCAGGAGAGCCUCGUCAGCAAGAGCGACGUCGAGAACGUGCGUAGCAACCGUGGAGGGGGGGGGCCUUGGAGGACCGUGGACUAUGCUAACCGCCAACAGGAGACGUACCUCUUCCGGGCCGCGUGCUCGGAGCUGAGCACCGAGGUCAAGAACAACCAGAAGCUGGCGGACGAGGAGAUGCGGCAGAAGCGGACGCUGCUGCAGCACGAGGUGGACAUUCUGACGCAGAGCCUCACCCAGGAGCUGCUGACGCUCAACGACAACGUCCGGGGCAUGUUCAACGACCGCCGGAUGGCGGUGAGGGAGGAGCAAAAGGCCGGCGACAGCGUGAUCCAGCAAAUCAACUACAAAAUCAGCCUGCACCUCAGCAGCGACGCCAAGUCCGAGAUCGAGGGCCUGCGGUGGAUCCUGAUCCGGCGGUCCGUCAUCGGCAUCCUGUUCAUGGCGGUGCUGACGCUCGGCACGCUGCGGUACGGCACGUACGUCAGCCACGCCAAGCAGGCCGAGGCCGACAAGAUCCAGAAGCAGGCCGAGAUGCUCAAGAUGGCCGACGGGAAGCGGGACCACAGCUCCGCGCCGGACGCGGCGGAGAUUCUGGCGGCGAACUGA